Molecule: messenger RNA, 666 nt
Organism: Leptosia nina
Lineage: Eukaryota; Metazoa; Arthropoda; Insecta; Lepidoptera; Pieridae
Source: the annotation of a GenBank genome assembly
AUGUCAUCAGUAUGUUGUGGAACUAAAAAGCAAAAACUUAACAACUCGUACAGCAAUAAUGUCGACCGACCAUUGAAUGGUUACAAAGAAACAGUAGCAAUUCCAGAUAUGUGCUACUUUUGUUUCGAUGUUUUAUAUUGUCAGUUGCAUAGCAUGGAUCCCCCGCAGACACCUAAUUUCACAAAUGAAGCGUAUCCCUUAUUUGUUACUUGGAAGAUUGGUAAAGACCACAGACUUAGAGGUUGCAUAGGUACAUUCAAUGCUAUGCACUUGCAUUCAGGACUUCGUGAAUAUGCUAUAACAAGUGCCUUAAAAGACUCGCGCUUUGCUCCCAUCACUCGUGAGGAAGUACCACGGCUGACUGUGUCCGUGUCAAUCUUGCAGCACUUUGAAGAGGCUGAGCAUUACCUUGACUGGAAGCUGGGGAAACAUGGCAUUCGUAUAGAGUUCAUUAGUGAACGUGGCUCAAAGCGCACUGCAACCUACUUACCUCAAGUUGCCACUGAACAAGGUUGGGACCAAGUCCAAACAAUUGAUUCUCUCCUGAGAAAGGGAGGGUACAAGGCAAACAUCACUGCUGACAUGCGAAGGAGUAUCAAGCUAACCAGAUAUCAGUCUGAGGAGGUCUCGGCUACUUAUAAUGAUUACAUCACUCAGCGUUGCUAG